Messenger RNA from Symphalangus syndactylus (siamang), 4298 nucleotides. It is a transcript of the gene ELAC1, whose product is annotated as elaC ribonuclease Z 1. NCBI's taxonomy places the organism in Eukaryota, Metazoa, Chordata, Mammalia, Primates, Hylobatidae. Gene Ontology annotation, molecular function: 3'-tRNA processing endoribonuclease activity. The record is from RefSeq and is a predicted model, not a curated record. Gene Ontology annotation, cellular component: nucleus.
GGGCGCCACCGAGCGCGGACCUCCCUCGCAUCCUAGAGCGGCCGCGCGGGACCCGGCCGGCGGCGUACUUCCGCCCGGGCGCAUUGUAGGCCCGCGGACAGCUGGGCCAGGGUGCGGGCCUGCACCUCCCUCGGCUCCUGGCGCGGGCCUCGGGGAGAGGCUCUAAGAUGGAGGACGGCGAUAUCUGCCCUAGGCACACCACAGAGUGAUUGCAGGGUUGACACUGCCUGCCUGAAAACGAAGGAGCGCCGGUUCUCAACCCGGCAGCCAGUAGAAUCGCUUGGGAAGCCUCCAAAUGUUGAUGCCCCAUCAUCACCGGGGAAUUGUGAUCUGCGGCCAGGACCGAGAUCCACGGGCCCAGAGUGAAAUGACAGUACUGUGAUCACGACUGGAAUACGCACUUUGCCGAACGUGGAUCACAGUCUUGAGAAAGCAAGCAGCUGGGUUUUUGUUUUGUUUUUUUUCCAAGAAGACAGGGACCUAAUCUGGUUUGCUCGCAUUUAAUUCUUAGUGCCUAGAAUGGUGCAUGUCCCAAAACAUGCACCAUUGAUUAAAUAAUUUUUGAUUACUUCCCGACCUGUUUGGAGGGUUUUCAUUAUAUUUGUUUUUAAAUUAUUAUGGAAACCUUCAAGUCAUAUAUGAAAAUUGAAUAGUAUACUGAACUCCCAAUUCAGAAUCAGUUCUGUUUCAUCUGUUACCCUCUCCCCCACUGUAGUAUUUUAAAGCAAAUCUGAAAUGUACCAUUCCAUCUGUUACCUUGUUCAUGUUUAUAAAACACAAUAACACCGUUUUAAGAGAUAAAGCCAUUAUCAGUGUAUUAGCAUUUCAUUUUACCCUCUACUAUCCAGUCAGCAUUUACAUUUUCCUAGUUGUCUCUCUCCUCUUACCCAGUUUGUCCAAAUCAGUAUCCAAACAAUCUACACACGUUAUAUUUGGUUGAUGCCUCUUAGAUCUCUCUUAAUCUUUUUCCCUCGCUCUUUAUUUUGUUCCCUGUAUUUUACUUGAACAAGUCAUUUGUACGGUUCACGUUUUCUACAUCCAGGAUUUUGCUUUUUCCAUCUCUGGUAUCCUUUAAUAAGCAGGUAUUUAGACCUGCAGCCUUUUUCAGGUCAGGUUCUAUUUUUUGGCAAGAAAACUUAAUGGGGGAUUACUGUGUUUUUCACAUUGUAUCACACGAGGAAUUAGAUAGCAUCUUGCCUCUCUUUGUGGACCUUUUAUGUACAAGUAGCACCAUAGGGUAACAAUUGACCAGGGAAUGCCAGCAAAUACAUGCAAAAGAAAUGAGAGAAUAUCACCUUUUGGCAACCCCUAAUGAAAUAAUGGAUCCUGGCAAUGAUCACUAGUGGCUGUUAACGUCAGAAAGAGAGACAGCUAGACAAUGCGUGCUGCCUAAUGGGGGUACUUCCAUUAGACAGCACACCGUUUGUCUUAUCAAGUAUUCUUGGAAUAAUGGGGGUGGUGUGUAUAGGUGAAACAUGAUUGCCUGUGAGUUAACAGUUGUUGAAGUUCAAUGAUGGGUGUAUGGCAUUACAUUGUGCUAAUCUCCACUUCUGUAUGUGUCUGAAGUUUUUCAGAAUAAAACUUUUUUUAAAAAGAUUGAUUAGUUGAGUACUGAGUUUAGGUCAGCCUGAUCCAUACAUUGCAGUUCUCUGUUAGCCUUUCACUAAAUGAUCCUCAAAUCGGACUCCAUGUUAGGAUCACAGGAGAAGGCUUUUUAUUUUAUUUAUUUAUUUUUUAAUACUAAAACAUGUCUCACUUGCAGAAUUUCCUAUCUAAGUGUUCUGAGAUGGAGUCCAAUUAUUGAUACGGUUUUUUGUUUUGUUUGGGACUACAGGUGUAUGCCACCAUGCCCAGCUAAUUUUUUAUAGAGACAGUCUUGCCAUGUUCCCCAGGCUGCUGUUGAACUCCUGGCCUCAAGCCAUCCUGCCACCUCGGCCUGCCAAAGUACUGACUUUACAAACAGGAGCCACCAUACCUGACCUUCACUGAUAUGUUUUAAAAGCUCUCCAGGGUGGAAGAUGUCUAUGGAUGUGACAUUUCUGGGGACGGGUGCAGCAUACCCAUCUCCAACCCGGGGUGCCUCUGCUGUGGUCCUUCGGUGUGAAGGCGAGUGCUGGCUCUUUGACUGUGGUGAGGGAACACAGACACAGCUUAUGAAAAGCCAACUUAAAGCAGGGAGAAUUACCAAGAUCUUCAUCACACACCUUCAUGGAGACCAUUUCUUUGGCCUUCCGGGGCUCCUCUGCACAAUCAGCCUGCAGAGUGGCUCCAUGGUGUCCAAACAGCCUAUUGAAAUCUAUGGCCCUGUAGGGCUUCGGGACUUUAUCUGGCGAACCAUGGAACUCUCUCACACGGAGCUGGUCUUCCAUUAUGUGGUUCAUGAACUGGUUCCUACAGCGGAUCAAUGUCCUGCAGAAGAACUAAAAGGAUUUGCGCAUGUGAAUAGAGCAGACAGUCCUCCCAAAGAGGAACAAGGAAGAACUAUCCUAUUAGACUCAGAAGAAAACUCAUACCUUCUGUUUGAUGAUGAACAGUUUGUUGUAAAAGCAUUUCGCCUCUUUCACAGAAUUCCCUCAUUUGGGUUUUCAGUCGUGGAAAAGAAACGCCCAGGUAAACUCAAUGCACAGAAACUUAAAGACCUUGGUGUUCCGCCAGGUCCUGCCUAUGGGAAGCUGAAAAAUGGAAUUUCUGUUGUUCUGGAAAAUGGGGUUACAAUUUCUCCCCAAGAUGUCUUAAAAAAGCCUAUUGUUGGAAGAAAAAUCUGCAUAUUGGGUGACUGCUCUGGGGUUGUGGGUGAUGGAGGAAUAAAGCUGUGCUUUGAAGCAGACCUGUUGAUCCAUGAAGCGACCCUGGAUGAUGCCCAGAUGGACAAAGCAAAGGAGCACGGCCACAGCACACCACAGAUGGCAGCAACAUUUGCAAAGUUGUGCCAUGCAAAGAGGCUGGUUCUGACUCACUUCAGUCAGAGGUACAAACCAGUUGCCUUGGCCAGAGAAGGAGAAACAGAUGGCAUUGCAGAACUAAAAAAGCAAGCUGAAUCAGUGUUAGAUAUCCAAGAAGUGACUCUAGCAGAAGAUUUUAUGGUGAUAAGCAUUCCAAUCAAGAAAUGAAACCAGUGUUCCUGCGUACACACUGACAUGUCUGUGAAUAUGUUACUGAACCUAUAGUCCAGUUUUUUAUUUCUUGUUUUAGUCUGAAAUUAUUUGGGCCCUAAUAAUCCUAAAAAGAAUGGAGCUGCUCAGUAUUUAAAGGGAGCAAGCUUUUUGAUAAUAAACCUUUUUAGAGAAAAAAAACCCCAGCAUCCUUUUUAAAGUCCAGAUUUGUCAAAAUGAUAGACUAUUCAGGUGUACGUCUUAUUUUGUGCUACUACCACAGAUAGCCAAUAUUUCAUGCAGUCCUGGGCUUAGCUUCUGCCCAGCUUUAUUGCUGCUAUUGGCAAAGAGCACAGGACUCAGCCCUCGUGGCUAAAAAUGGUAUCUUGGCAGUUUGUAUUGAAUCUGUUUGUGUUAUUAACAGAAGAGGGAGAAAUGUCAUGAGACGUUGGAUACGCAGGAUUGACAAUAGCAUGACCAUAACUUUGCUGGAAUACUGAAUGCAGGAUUUGGCUAGGUGUUUAUUUUAACAUUUUAUUAAACUUUCUAUUUGGCUCUUAACCCAUGGUUCUCAGCUGGGGUGACACUGCUCCUCUAGAAGCAGGUUUGAAAUUAUGGGUAUGUUUUCUUGUCACAGUGAUUGAGUAGGUGGUGAUAGUGGUGGUACUACUACUACUGGUAUUUAGUCAGCAGGGAUCAGGGAUGUUAGAUGUCCUGCAAAGUUUUGGUCAGUCGUAUACAAUAAAGAAUCAUCUCACCCCGAAAUGCAAAUUGCAGGCCCAUUGAGAUACACAGCAAGUUAAAGUUUAUACUCUUGAUGUGAAUAUAGUUUACCAAAAUUAGUGACAUAAUGAGUCGAAUUACUAGGUAAGUCAAAUCCUAAAGAGUGAAUAUGUUAGAAUUGUAAUGUCAUACCAAAUAACAUUCAAAAGAAUUGAGCCAUCAAGUGAAGCUUAUGAACCUGGAGGUAAAAAAUGCUUAUCUAUUAAACAGGUUUCAUUUAUGUGUCCCUAUUAAUAAACAUUAUUUGCUCCACAAUGUUUCUUAAAACAUGCUCCAUGGAAAGCUAGUCUUGAGUGCUGAUUCACUCAGAGGGGCUCCUCAGUCAAGUCAGUUUGGUAAACACAUUAUUGCUGUCUGUCCUUCUAGGAGUGGUGUAGCGCCCAUCAACAUAUUAAAAACAGUAUUGCUUCAAAUGAUCAUAAA